AUGGGUGGGCGACUUUUCUCUGGCCCAGAAGUUACCGCCAUGACAGAAACAUCCGCAGCUGUGCUCAUCCAAGCAUGGUGGCGUGGCACCCUGCUGCGACGCUCGCUGCUGUAUGCUGCCCUCAAUGCGUGGAUCAUUCAGUCCUGGUGGAGAAAGAUACUGGUGAGCUUGCGGGAGAAGAGACGGCAGGCGGCUCUGGAGCUGUAUGCUAAAAAAACAAGGGCAAUUGUCAAACUACAGUCAUGGUUCCGGAUGUGGCGCAUCCGCCAACGGUACUGUCGAUUACUAAAUGCUGCCCGCAUCAUCCAGGUUUAUUGGCGUUGGCAUAACUGUCACACUCGUGGCUUUAUCCAGGGCGACUAUGAAAUCAAAGAAAAUCGACUGAAUAUUCAACUCGAAAUUUCCCUGGGCUCACAGGCAUGCAAGGUGCAGCAAUGCAUAACCCUACCAAUAAAAGAGUGA
This is a messenger RNA of Chionomys nivalis (European snow vole), 462 nucleotides long. It is a transcript of the gene Iqcf5, whose product is annotated as IQ motif containing F5. The transcript has 2 exons. Bases 1 to 462 code for a protein of 153 amino acids. Lineage: Eukaryota; Metazoa; Chordata; Mammalia; Rodentia; Cricetidae. Gene Ontology annotation, molecular function: calmodulin binding. The record is from RefSeq and is a predicted model, not a curated record.